GGAGGUCAGUGUACACAGAGGAGAGGACUUUGCUACGCUACUUUUAUUAUUCAUGAUCAGGACGUGAACGGGGUUUCAGGGAAUGAUGUCUUCUCCUGAAAUCUCCAGGAUCUCUUGGGGCAAUAUGAGUGUUGGCGGACAGCAUUAUAAAGACUGCAAGGUCUGGCCAGGAGGAAGCAGGACCUGGGACUGGAGGGAGACUGGAACUGAACACUAUCCGGGUGUCCAGCCGGCAGACAUAGAGGAAGUUGUGAACAAGGGGGUGAAGAUGCUGGUGAUUGGCCGUGGAAUGACCGAGGCACUGCAGGUGCCAGCCUCUACUCUAGAGUACAUCAAAUCUCAGGGCAUUGAUGUUCUGGUCUUCCAGACAGAGAAAGCAGUGAAGGAGUACAACAGUUUGGUGUCACAAGGAGCCCGAGUGGGUGGCGUGUUCCACUCCACCUGCUAAAUGAUGCUGUGCCCUGGGGCUCCGUCUGGUGUACAUGGAUGGGUAUCAAUGACUAAUGGAAGUAUGGACAGAUGCCCGGCGCCUAAAGAUUUUGUCUCUCUCCAGUUACCACUGGAACCCUGCCCUGUGUGUUUUAUGACGAAUAAAAAUGUGUCUCUUCCACUGCUGCUUAGAAGUCUA
Molecule: messenger RNA, 628 nt
Organism: Rana temporaria (common frog)
Lineage: Eukaryota; Metazoa; Chordata; Amphibia; Anura; Ranidae
Gene: AAMDC
Product: adipogenesis associated Mth938 domain containing
Exons: 4
Coding region: 83-448 (121 amino acids)
Biological process (GO): positive regulation of fat cell differentiation
Cellular component (GO): cytoplasm
Source: RefSeq, a predicted model, not a curated record